AUGGAUAUUGAUGCCACCAAUGCUAAUAAUAAUAUCAAUGAUUAUACAACUGGUGAAAAAGCAAAUCAAGAAAACAACAGCCCAUUGCCUCAUGGUGCCAAGAGACUUAGACUUGGUUCUAAUGAUAAUGACAAUGACAAUAACAAUGCUAUCAAUGAUCUCGUAACUUGA
Messenger RNA from Entrophospora sp. SA101, 171 nucleotides. The record is from the annotation of a GenBank genome assembly. NCBI's taxonomy places the organism in Eukaryota, Fungi, Glomeromycota, Glomeromycetes, Entrophosporales, Entrophosporaceae.